AUGAGGAAUUUAGUGAUUCUUUCCUGUGCCAUUUUGCUUCUUGCCAUCUGGGCGGGAUAUUUGUACAGUACUACGUACAUCCGGAACAGGAGGGCAUUCCGUGAGGAGUAUGAUUUUAUCGUGGUGGGUGGUGGAACAGCGGGAAUUAUUGUGGCGCACGAAAUUGCUCUGCAUAGCAAUUUUUCUGUGCUUCUUGUGGAAGCUGGUGGGCAAUUUGGAUGGCUCUCAACUAUUCCGCUGGCAGCUACUCUGCUUCAGGGAAGUUCUGUGGACUGGGCUUUUAAGACAGUGCCACAGGAGAAUGUGGCCAGGGGAUUGCAUGGGAAGAGAAUGUGCUAUCCACGGGGAAAGGGUUUGGGUGGUUCUGGUCAGUUGAAUUAUAUGCUUCACACGGAGGCAGUGCCUGAGGAAUUGGACAAGUGGAUGGAGGUGGGUGGGAAGAAUUGGGGAUAUGAGUCCCUCAAGUGCUAUCUGCUGAAGCUCUAUCGGAGUGGUGUGAGGUGUCAUGAAAGAUUUUGGAAUUCGAGAAGAUUCUACAAGACAUUCAUCGACACAGAAUCCAGUAAAUUGUCCCAUGUGGUGAGUAAGGCCACAAUUGACCUGAAUUCUCGGAGUAACUCAAAUUUCACAUUCCGUCUGGCUGAGUAUACCACAAAAAAUGGCAGGAGAUGGUCAUCUUUCGAUGAAUAUCUCUAUCCAAGUCUCCGAAGGCCAAGGUUUCACCUUAUGAUGAAUACUCAGGUGCAAAAGGUUGUCUUUGAUGGGAAAAAGAGGGCAAUUGGGGUGAAAAUCCAGAUGGAAUCUGGUCAGAAAGUUGUUCGGGUGAGGAAGGAAGUGAUUUUGAGUGCUGGAUCUAUACAGACGCCGCACAUUUUGAUGGUUUCGGGAAUUGGAGAUCAGAGGGAAUUGCAACAAUUCAAUAUUGAUGUUGUUCACGAUGCUCCGCAUGUGGGAAAAAAUCUCUUUGAUCAUCUCACAACUCCCAUUUACGUGUCCAUCAAUGAGAGUCUGUCAGUGACCAAAGAAAAAGUUCUAAGUCUCAAAAAUGCCAUGAGGUACUUUCUCCAUGGCACGGGGAUUUUCUCCAAUGCUGCAAUCAUUGGAAUGGUCAGAGAAAAACAAGCUCCACAUAGUCUCUUCAUCUUUGGGAUUGGAUCAGCUGAUGAGGCAGCACUGAGGGUGAUUUCUAACUAUGACAUGGAGACUUUCAAUGCUCUCUUUCCGCUCAAUGCAAAUGACACCCAAGAGGGAUUUGUCCUCAUUGGAACUUGUCAUUUUCCCCAAAGUCGAGGCUCUAUUGGACUCAGGGGGAAUUCAAUCACGAAAACCCCAAUGAUUAAUCCCAAUUUCCUGGCCAAUAUCUCCGAUGUCCAGUGCAUUCGCGAUGCUCUGAAGCUGGGAAUGCAAAUUGUCCAGUCGAAGGUGUUUCAGAAAAUUGGCGCCAAAAUUCACUGGCCAAAACUCAAACAAUGCAGGCAUGUUACCCUUUCUGAAGCUUCUAUGCCCACGGAUGAGUACUUGGAAUGCGCUAUACGAACACUAUCCGUCUCUGGACACCAUCCCAGUGGGACAUGUGCCAUUGGUCGGGUCCUGGACAAUCAACUAAGAGUGAAGGGUGUACGGAAGCUUCGGGUCAUCGACGGCAGUAUCUUCGUCAAUCCCCUCUCUGCAUUUCCCAACUCUGUGAUUGCUGCCAUAGCCGAAAGGGCCAGCCACAUGAUCCUGGACAAAUAUAUCACUAGUGAGAAAAGUGAAAAUGACUCAGAAAGUUUCUAA
Molecule: messenger RNA, 1776 nt
Organism: Phlebotomus papatasi
Lineage: Eukaryota; Metazoa; Arthropoda; Insecta; Diptera; Psychodidae
Gene: ninaG
Product: neither inactivation nor afterpotential protein G
Exons: 1
Coding region: 1-1776 (591 amino acids)
Molecular function (GO): oxidoreductase activity, acting on CH-OH group of donors; flavin adenine dinucleotide binding
Source: RefSeq, a predicted model, not a curated record